This is a messenger RNA of Eimeria mitis, 2118 nucleotides long. Its product is annotated as AT hook motif-containing protein, putative. Bases 1 to 2118 code for a protein of 705 amino acids. Gene Ontology annotation, cellular component: plasma membrane. The transcript has 4 exons. The record is from RefSeq and is a predicted model, not a curated record. Gene Ontology annotation, molecular function: GTPase activator activity. Lineage: Eukaryota; Apicomplexa; Conoidasida; Eucoccidiorida; Eimeriidae.
AUGUCAUCCUGCGCGAGUGGCUGUUCUUCUCCUCUGCAGCCAACGCACCUUGAUCAGCACACGCCUUCUAACCAUCAGCAGCAGCAGCAACAGCAGCAGCAACAACAGCAGCAGCAGCAGCAGCAGAUGCUGCUUGAGGGGCAGGGGGCCCCUCCUUUGUCUCUAGAGAGCCAACAAACAGAAACCGGGGCCCUUCAGCAGUCCCUCUUAUCCACGAAGAGAAUCCGCACGAGGCGACGGCGCCUCGUAGAGCCCCUGGCAGCACAAAGACCGCAGCAGCAGCAGCAGGAACAGCAGCAGCAGCAGCAGCAGCAGCAGCAGCAGCCGUUCACUCCCGGCGGUUGCUGCUGCGGUAACCAGCCAUGUGUUUGCUCGCACCGGCAGCAGCAGCAACAGCAGCAGCAGCAGCAAACAGCAAACAGCUUCUUUGUGACAGAGGCGGAUGCAGGAGCUGGCCAGGGCUGCUACAGCAGCGCGCAGCAAGCGCAACAGCAGGAAGACAGCAGCAGCAGCAGCAGCAGCAGCGGCAUGCAGGAGUCGCUGCUGCUGCCUGUGCACAAGAGAAAGGUAAUGACGAACACCACUGCAGCAGACUCGAGCUGCGAGGACUGGCCUGCUAGCCGAGGUGACCAUUGGUCAUGUGAGGGGCCAGGGGCGCAGGCCUUGCUGCUGUCUUCAGAGGAGCAGCAGCAGCAGCAGCAGCAACUCUCUCCUGCCUCUUUCUAUGACUUUUCCUGUUCACCAUCCACAGCAGCCACGAACUCCCAGCAGCAGCAGCAGCAGCAGCAGCUACAGCACGAAGAGUCGCCCACAGCAACUUGCACAACGUGCGGCAGCGCUUCUAGUUGCUGCUGCUGCAGCUCAUUGGGACUGGAGCAGCAGCAACAACAGCAGCAGCAGCAGCAGCAAGUGGGCAUGCACACGCUAGUGGACGGCACCCUGACACGGCAGCUCUCGCAACAGCAACUCUCUCCUGCCUCUUUCUAUGACUUCUCCUGUUCACCAUCCACAGCAGCCACGAACUCCCAGCAGCAGCAGCAGCAGCAGCAGCUGCAGCACGAAGAGUCACCCACAGCAACUUGCACAACGUGCGGCAGCGCUUCUAGUUGCUGCUGCUGCAGCUCAUUGGGACUGGAGCAGCAGCAACAACAGCAGCAGCAGCAGCAAGUGGGCAUGCACACGCUAGUGGACGGCACCCUGACACGGCAGCUCUCGCAUGUGUCGCAGGAGUCUGGUGUAGGUGAGGCAGCAGCAGCAGCAGCAGCAGCAGCAGCAGCAGCAGCGAGCAACAGCAGCAGCACCGCUCAGGAGUUGGGUCAGGAUUCGUCUCCGCCUUCUGCAGUGCCUUCUCCCAAAGUAGAGGCAGCAGCAGCGGCUGCUGCAGCAGCAGCUGCAGCAGCAGCAGCAGCAGGUGUGGGGCCCCCAUUUGCAUGCAGCGGGGAGCUGCCUGUGUGUCUGCCUCAAGGAGAAGACAGCAACCCCGGCCCUUCGCUGCUGCGGCUGACGGAGGCGCAGUGGCAGCAGUUUAGAGCUCAGGGCCUAUUCAAGCUGGGAGACAAGGGGCGAGCCAUCAUCAAGAGUAGAAUAUCAAGGCAGCUCCGUGUCUUCCCACAUCUCCGCAAGAGGGCCUCGGCUGUAGCUGGAGUCCGCUGCGCCACGACUAAACAGCUCUUUCAGCUUGCGCAAAUUUGCGGUUUGUAUGACGUGCUGCCUCCCCAGUUCCAGCCGGUCUCUUUCAGGGGCGCGCAGCAGCAACAGCAGCAGCAGCAACAGCAGCAAGGCUGCCAGCUGGAUGCGCAGCCGGACGCAACAGCAGCAGCAGCAGCUGCUGCUGCUGCUACUGUUGUGGGCCCCUUCUCCUCCCUCAGCCCCCUCACCAGUUGCUCGCUCACUGACACGGGGCCAACGGGCAGUGCUGCUGCUGUUGCUGCUGCAGCUCUUAUGGUGGGGGACUUUGAUGGGGCGUCUCCUGGGGGCAGCAGCAGCAACAACAACAACAACAACAACAGCAAUGGCUUUUGGCAGCAGCAGCAGCAGAUGCUGCUAGAGAAUAUGCAGCAGCAGUCGCAGCAGCAGGUUUUUUGCGAGCAGCAGCAGCUACAGUUGCCUAUACUCUGA